GCUCCCAGUCCCAUGUGUUUCAGGGAUUCUCUUUGGUUUUCUCGGCUGUGGUUGUACACCUGGCUAAGAAAAAGGGUGUAUACGGACAUUUGGACACUUCAAAGGGUUUGAGUUUCAAGGAAGGAGUGUUGGGCUGUCUUCAUCUCCUGUUUUCUCUCUUCAUGGUGGUCUAGUUUGGUUGGGAGCUCCAUUAACUGCUCACAUCAACCUUAUUCUCCUCCGAUUUUCAGUUGAUAUCUAUGGCUCAUGAUGGAAAACAUAAAUAUGGAGAUUCUCUUCCUUCUCGCAAAAGACCCAGAUUGCAAAACCCUCCGCUCACUCAAGCAACCAACAGCCUCGAUCUCAUUAGCCAGUUACCUGAUGAAUGCAUGUUCGGGAUCUUCAGCUUCCUCCCAUCCUCUAGAGACCGAUGCUCAUGCGCGGCCGUCUCAAAGAAAUGGCUCGUCUUACAAACCAAAAUGCGGAUCUCUGAUUUCAAAUCCAACACUCCAACUCUACAACCACAUCACAAAAGAACGUCUCGGUGCUUGGAAGGGAAGAAGGCAAAUGACAUAAGACUAGCUGCAAUAGCUGUCGGAAUCUGCCCUCGAGGAGGGCUCACGGAGCUUUCCAUUAGGGGAAGCUUCCCUUCCCAAGGGAUCACUGAUUUCGGACUUAAGGUCAUAGCCCAAGCAUGCCCAGGUCUAAUAUCUCUCACUGUUUGGGAUUGUCUUAAGGUUGGAAAUGCAGGAUUUCAAUCAAUUGCACAAGGUUGCAAUUCACUAGCGAAACUCGAUGUGCUUAAUUUGCCAUUGAUCGACGAUGAAGGUCUCAUCGCCAUUGCUAAAAACUGCUUGAGUUUAUCGACGUUGAAUCUAGAUUCAUGCCCAUUGAUCAGCAAUGCGUCACUCCACACAUUCGCCGGAUACUCUUCCAAGCUCGAAUCAAUCUCCUUAAUCAAAUGCCCACUUCUCAAUGAUGAUGGGAUUAUUUCAAUCAUUUCAGGCUUGCACAAGUUGGCAACGCUCAAGCUUGCAUCUGUAACAGUUAGAGAAGGUGCUUUGGAAGCAAUUGGAAGGAAUGCAAGCUCUCUUAGAAGCUUGUCUCUAGAGAACCUUUCAGGCAUUCGCGAAAUGGGUUUUUGCUCAAUGAAAAGAUUGGAUAAGGUAGAGUUUAUUUCCACGAAUGCAUGUUCUAGACUGAGUGGUACGGGCUUCAAGGCCGUUGGAAAUCGAUUUGUCGGAUUGAAGGUGAUAUCUAUUAGAAACUGGAGGACGUUAACUGACAUGGGUCUAAAAGAGCUAGCAGAAUCAGCUGCAUUGCUAGAGAGUCUCAAGCUAGUAGAAUGCAACCAUGUUACAUCAGUUGGGUUGAUGGAAAUCUUCAUGAGUUGCAGCAAGAGACUCAAGGUGUUGUCUUUGGUGAAGUGUAAAGGGAUAGAAGACAAAAACCCUUCAAACCCUAGGAGAGCACAUCUCCCAGAAUGCCCUUCCUUACACUCCCUAACUAUCAACAGAUGUGUUGGGGUAGGAGACUCUUUCUUAUCAUGGCUAGGAAGCGCAUGUGCUCAGGUUAAGCACCUUGAGCUCAUUGGGCUAACUUCAAUCACUGAUGGAGGGGUCAUGUCCCUUUUGAAGGGCUUUGAGGCCCAAAACAAGGCCAUGGUUAGUGUAGAUUUAAGUGGGUGUUUUCGUCUAACUGAUUGGAGUGUCUUGGCCAUAACAAGUGCAUUUGGGCAGAAGUUGAAGUCAUUGAGAUUGGACGGUUGUGAUGGUCUGAGUGAUAAAAGCUUGAAGUUGAUUGGCGGGCAUUGCCCUUGCUUGGUAGAACUACAACUUUCAAUGUGUCGGAUUAGUGAUGAUGGUAUGUUUUACUUAGCAAGAUCAAAGCAUCAGUGCAUAGAGGUGUUGUCUCUAUCUGGUUGUAUGGGGAUCACAGACAAGAGCUUGGGUUUCAUCGAGAUGAUGUGUGGGAGUUUGAUUGGCUUGAAUGUCAAACAGUGCCCUGGUCUAACUAAGAGAGGCAUUGAGUCACUUAGAGAGACUCUUUGGUGGUGUGAUCUGCUGUACUAGACCUUAUAAAUAUAUAUGGGCUUCCUUUUUUUUUUUUUUUUUUUUCCCUUUUCUAAUGACAAGUGUAUUGGAUGGUGGUCAUGGGACACGCACAUGGGCAUGUGUUCAUGACCUUGGCAGA
Messenger RNA from Magnolia sinica, 2172 nucleotides. Its product is annotated as EIN3-binding F-box protein 2-like. Gene Ontology annotation, cellular component: SCF ubiquitin ligase complex. The record is from RefSeq and is a predicted model, not a curated record. Lineage: Eukaryota; Viridiplantae; Streptophyta; Magnoliopsida; Magnoliales; Magnoliaceae. Gene Ontology annotation, molecular function: protein binding. The transcript is spliced from 2 exons. Bases 240 to 2051 code for a protein of 603 amino acids. Gene Ontology annotation, biological process: SCF-dependent proteasomal ubiquitin-dependent protein catabolic process.